This is a messenger RNA of Mercurialis annua (annual mercury), 2511 nucleotides long. RefSeq names its product serine/threonine protein phosphatase 2A regulatory subunit B''alpha. Gene Ontology annotation, cellular component: protein phosphatase type 2A complex. The record is from RefSeq and is a predicted model, not a curated record. The transcript is spliced from 13 exons. NCBI's taxonomy places the organism in Eukaryota, Viridiplantae, Streptophyta, Magnoliopsida, Malpighiales, Euphorbiaceae. The coding region runs from base 437 to 2074 and encodes 545 amino acids. Gene Ontology annotation, biological process: protein dephosphorylation. Gene Ontology annotation, molecular function: calcium ion binding; protein phosphatase regulator activity.
AUACAAAAACCGAAAGAGACACGUUUGUCUCUGUUUAUCCCUAACUUUCCCCCGCCUUACCCACCUUCUCCUUCUCUCUCCAUUUCAAUUCCUUCAUCAUUGUUAUCAAUCUCUACCGGAUUCCGGCAGCCGGAGUAACAAAUAUACCGCCGAACUUCUCAUCUUCCAACUGAACUAAAAAAACCUCAAACCUAUUAGUCAUACUAUCAAAGCUAAUACUCCUACGGUUUUCUUGGGUUUAAAGAUAAUAGUUCAGUACUUGUUCUUGAGCUUUCAUCUAGAUUUCUAUUAGUUCAAGAACAGAAAAUAAGUGAGAGAAUUUGUAUAAUAUGAGUGGAUUAUUUUCUUGAAGGUAAAAUUGUGGUGUUAUAACGUUUAGCAUUUGACUUUGAGGAAUUACCAGAAAUUAGGGUUUCAUUUCUUGAAACUAGAUAUCAUGGAAAUUGAUACUACUGGUGGUGCUGGUGGUAAUCAAGAUGCUUCUUAUUUGAAUACUGAACUGUUGCAGCUUCCUGAAGUUUCUCCAUUUGUACUCAAAGCUAGUCCUCACCUUGCUGAGGAAUUGUUCUCUCAGUGGCUUUCACUUCCUGAUACGACUCGACUGGUCAAAUCCUUCAUUGAUGAUGCAAAAGUUGGCAAUCCCCUUAACAUUGUUGGGUCUUCCACUCUGAAUGUUGGUGGGGGGAAUUCGUUAUCGUCCAUGUUUCCUGCUGGGAGUACACCUCCGAUUUCACCAAGAAGUUCCUGUGGUUCUCCACGCACUUCUAAGCAGAAGACAAGCCCGUCUUCCUUGGGUUCUUCGUUAAAAUUUGCCCGCGAACCAGUACGAGAAGUCAUACCUCAGUUCUAUUUUCAAAAUGGUCGUCCACCAACAAAUGAACUGAAAGAACAAUUUCUUCCAAUAAUUGAUCAGUUCUUCAGUUGUCAUCUAGAUGGCUUGCAGAUAAAGGAAUUUAAAUCCUUUACAAAAGAAAUUUGCAAGCUACCAUCUUUUUUCUCCUCUUCCCUUUUUAGGAAGAUAGAUACUGAUUGCAGUGGGAUAGUGACAAGGGAUAAGUUCAUUAAAUAUUGGGUGGACGGCGAUAUGCUUUCUAUGGACGUCGCAGCUUGCAUAUUUCAUAUUCUAAAGCAGCCAGAAAAUAAAUACCUUACUCAGGCUGACUUCAAACCUGUUCUCCAAGAGCUUUUGGCAACCCAUUCGGGGUUGGAAUUCCUACAGACAACACCUGAAUUUCAGGAAAGAUAUGCUGACACUGUCAUAUACAGAAUUUUCUACUAUAUAAAUAGAUCAGGUAAUGGCCGUCUUACUCUUCGGGAGCUGAAGCGUGGUAAUCUUAUCUCUGCCAUGCAGCAAGUAGAUGAGGAAGAGGACAUCAACAAAGUCAUACGGUACUUCUCUUAUGAACAUUUCUAUGUUAUAUACUGCAAAUUCUGGGAGCUAGAUACAGACCAUGAUUUCUUAAUAGACAAGGAGAAUCUCAUCAGAUACAGCAAUCAUGCCCUUACCUACAAGAUUGUUGAUAGAAUAUUUUCACAGGUGCCAAGAAAAUUCACUAGCAACAUCGAAGGAAAGAUGGGUUAUGAAGACUUUGUUUACUUUAUGCUAGCAGAAGAGGACAAAUCAUCUGAACCUAGUCUUGAAUUUUGGUUCAAAUGCAUAGAUUUGGAUGCAAAUGGUAUUUUGACCCGCAAUGAAUUGCAAUUCUUCUAUGAGGAGCAGGUGCACCGUAUGGAAUGCAUUACCCACGAGGCGGUGCUAUUUGAGGAUAUCUUGUGCCAAAUAGUUGAUAUGAUCGCGCCAGAGAGUGAAGACUGCAUCACACUGCAGGACUUGAAAGGAAGCAAACUCUCAGGGAAUGUCUUCAAUAUUCUUUUCAAUCUCAAUAAGUUCAUGGCCUUUGAAAGCCGCGAUCUAUUUUUAAUUCGUCAGGAACGUGAAGAUCCAUCAUUGACAGAGUGGGAUCGCUUUGCACAUAGGGAGUACAUCAGGCUCUCAAUGGAAGAAGAAGAUGUUGAGGAUGUUUCAAAUGGAAGUGCAGACGUUUGGGAUGAAACACUUGAGGCUCCUUUUUGAGUAAACGAGCCGCGUAUGAAAAUUUCUUGUUGCAUCAUAAGGAAGAUUUACUCAUCAAUAUAUGCUCAGGGCAAUAUGUUCCGGGAUUGUUGACAACUUCGCGACCGUAUGGCUCCGCUUACCCUUUAGCAAGCGCAUUAAGCCGCAGUAAAAAAUGCUGUGGUGUUUAUUUCAGGAAUGAUUGCCAAACCUUUGAAGUGAAAGACAGCUGCUUUAGAAGUGAUUUUCUUUCUUUACCCAGGAAAUAUUUUUUCAUAUAGUUGUGGUCGGAUAGUGUACAUUACAGAGAAUCAGCUACAUUUUCUGGUUGAAAUUUUUCAUUUUUAGUGUGCUUCUUUCUAUAUGGGAAAAGUAGCUGUGGUGUUCAUGUGAGCUUGUUGUGGUUUUGUUUGUUGAAAUUUUUCAGUUUUAGUGUGCUUCAUCAUCAUCCUUCUCUA